AUGAAGCUUCUCUUGACUCUCAUUGAGUACAUAUCCCACAUAGAAAAGGGCAUGGAGGUGCUCUUUUCCUUGAUGCCUGCAAUGCAAUUGCCUGCCAUUGGAGGAGUAGGUCAGUUGCGUACUGUAGAGGAGUGGUCUGAGGCAGUUAGAGGCUUUAGGAAGGCUCGGAAAAGUUUCCCAGGAGACCUGCAACAAAGAGAUGGUCAGCUUAUUGAAGUUCUGAAAAAGGUUCAAACCAAAGCUAAGCUUGUUAGGAUUGGUUCCAUCCCAUUGACUGAGCUGGGAAGGCUAAAAGCUUGGAUAUUGAACACAGAAUCAAAUGGUAUGUGGGAUGCGCUCGUUGAUGUUGUUGCAGCUUUGCAACAUGCAGACGGAAGUGUCAAAAGACAGUGGCUUGUUGAUGCAGUUGAAUUAGCUGUGUAUCUAGCAUCCUUCCACGGUAGGCAUUGCAAUUUCUUGGGUUGCUAUCUGGUAGCUGGAGCAAAUACAUGCCUAUUUCUGAUUCUGGACCAACUUACUGUGCUGAGCGAUUACCAGUCACCCUUUCCUCUUCUCCUCUCAGACUCUAGUUGGGGAGGAGUUGCGGGAAUUGUCGUUCCUUCUCUGUUUGCAUCGACAGAACGCAUUUACAACUGGGCUAUACAUAUCGCACGGUGUGAGGAUAUGCCCCCUGACAUGGAAACCAUUGAUAAAGUGAGAAUUCCAUGGCUGUAUUCUUAUUGA
Molecule: messenger RNA, 723 nt
Organism: Prunus armeniaca (apricot)
Lineage: Eukaryota; Viridiplantae; Streptophyta; Magnoliopsida; Rosales; Rosaceae
Source: the annotation of a GenBank genome assembly